This is a messenger RNA of Cajanus cajan (pigeon pea), 673 nucleotides long. RefSeq names its product non-classical arabinogalactan protein 30. Lineage: Eukaryota; Viridiplantae; Streptophyta; Magnoliopsida; Fabales; Fabaceae. Gene Ontology annotation, cellular component: cell periphery. The record is from RefSeq and is a predicted model, not a curated record.
CCUUGUGAAUAGAGAGAGAGAGAGAGAUGGGUUUUGCAGGAGCUUUGGGGAUCAUUUUUGCCUCAAUGCUAGUGAGUUGCACCAAUAACUUAGCAGUCUCAGCUUUCGAUGAAUCAGGAGUCAUUCACGUGGGUGGAAAAGUGCUGUGCCAGGACUGCACUCAGGGCUGGAACGAAUGGGUUAAUGGUGGCAAGCCUAUCAAAGGUGUUAAGGUGUCCCUAACAUGCAUGGACAAGAGAAGCAGGGUUGUGUAUUACACAAGUGAUACAACAGAUGAGUUGGGGCAGUACGACUUAACUGUGAACAAGUAUGUUAACGGCAAGGAAUUGGAUACAAAACGAUGCUCAGUGAGGUUGGUAUCGUCUCCAGGUAAUGUUUGCAAUAUCCUUACCGAUUUUGGUGGUGGAAAGUCUGGCGUCAAACUCAACUACCCGACAUCAGUCUAUCGCAGCUUAAUCAAAUACGUCCUCAACCCUUUCUAUUAUACCACUCCUAUGUGCGAUAAGCCAGACACUGAUGUCGAUGAUUCUGAACCUAAAGAUCCCCAAGGACAAGGAAAAGGAGGCUAUUACUAAUUAAUGGGGAUGCUCUCUCUGGUUUCAAUAUAGAUGAUUUUCUUAUUUCUCAUUUAUUUACUUUUGCAAGAGAAGUGUAUGUGAACCUAAAUUCAAGU